GAGCGCCGCCUCAAGGACCUGGUCAAGAAGCACUCUGAAUUCAUCUCCUACCCCAUCUCCCUGUGGACUGAGAAGACCGUGGAGAAGGAGGUGUCUGACGAUGAGGAGGAGGAGGCGAAGGAGGUGAAGGAGGGCGAGGUGGAGGAGGUGACCCCCGAAGAUGAGACCAAGGAGAAGAAGGUGGCGCCGCCCUCGGCAGCCUCCACUCCCGCAUCCAGCCCCACAGCCACACCCUGA
Molecule: messenger RNA, 237 nt
Organism: Chlorella variabilis
Lineage: Eukaryota; Viridiplantae; Chlorophyta; Trebouxiophyceae; Chlorellales; Chlorellaceae
Product: expressed protein
Exons: 3
Biological process (GO): cellular response to heat; protein stabilization; protein folding
Cellular component (GO): protein-containing complex; plasma membrane; perinuclear region of cytoplasm
Molecular function (GO): ATP hydrolysis activity; ATP-dependent protein folding chaperone; ATP binding
Source: RefSeq, a predicted model, not a curated record